AGAUGGUGGGUUGAGUAGAGAGAUGGAGGUGUGAAUAGAGAGAUGGAGGGUUGAAUAGAGAGAUGGUGGGUUGAAUAGAGAGAUGGAGGGUUUAAUAGAGAGAUGGAUGGAUGAAUACAGAGAUAGAGGGAUGAAUAGAGAGAUGGAUGGAUGAAUAGAGAGAUGGAGGGAUGAAUAGAGAGAUGGAUGGAUGAAUAGAGAGAUGAGGGGUUGAAUAGAGAGAUGGAUGGAUGAAUAGAGAGAUGGAGGGUUGAAUAGAGAGAUGGAGGGUUGAAUAGAGAGAUGGAGGGAUGAAUAGAGAGAUGGAGGGUUGAAUAGAGAGAUGGAGGUGUGAAUAGAGAGAUGGAGGGUUGAAUAGAGAGAUGGAGGGUUGAAUAGAGAGAUGGGGUGUGAAUAGAGAGAUGGAGGAUUGAAUAGAGAGAUGGAGGGAUGAAUAGAGAGAUGGAGGGAUGAAUAGAGAGAUGGAGGGUUGAAUAGAGAGAUGGAGGGUUGAAUAGAGAGAUGGAGGUUUGAAUACAGAGAUUAAUGGAUGCAUAUAGAGGUGGAUGGAUGAAUAGAGAGAUAGAGGGUUGAAUAGAGAGAGGGAUGAAUGAAUAGAGAAAUGGAUGGAUGAAUAGAGAGAUAGAGGGUUGAAUAGAGAGAGGGAUGAAUGAAUAGAUAGAUGGAUGGAUGAAUAGAGAGAUGGAUGGAUGAAUAGAGAGAUAGAGGGAUGAAUAGAGAGAUGGAUGGAUGAAUAGAGGGAUGGAGGGAUGAUGGAAUAUAAAGGGGAGGUACAUUACUGGAAGGAAUACCAUCCUUAUUUACAUAAUCACACUUCUCUUCCCUCUGUGUGUGUGUGUGUGUGUGUGUGUGUGUGUGUGUGUGUGUGUGUGUGUGUGACAGCUAACCGGGCGCAGAGCGGGGCACCAACCAGCUCUCAGACAGGAGAUGCCCUGGGGAAGGCUCUUGCUUCGAUCUACUCUCCAGACCACACGAACAACAGUUUCUCGUCCAACCCGUCGACCCCUGUCGGCUCUCCCCCCUCACUCACAGCUGCUAGUUCUGCUAUGUGGUCCAGGAACGGAGGACAAGGUCCUUCCUCCCCCAACUAUGAGGCUCCUCUACACUCUCUGCAGAGUCGUAUCGAGGACCGCCUGGAGCGCCUGGACGAUGCCAUCCACGUGCUGCGGAGUCACGCGGUCGGCCCCUCCACGGGCGUGCCCGGCGGGCACCAAGACAUGCACAGCCUCAUCGGAGCAGCACACAACGGGGCCAUGGGAGGACUGGGCACUGGGUACGGCACGGGACUCCUCUCUGCCAACCGACACUCAAUCAUG
Molecule: messenger RNA, 1316 nt
Organism: Oncorhynchus masou masou (cherry salmon)
Lineage: Eukaryota; Metazoa; Chordata; Actinopteri; Salmoniformes; Salmonidae
Product: transcription factor 4-like
Exons: 4
Biological process (GO): regulation of transcription by RNA polymerase II
Cellular component (GO): chromatin; transcription regulator complex
Molecular function (GO): DNA-binding transcription factor activity, RNA polymerase II-specific; RNA polymerase II cis-regulatory region sequence-specific DNA binding
Source: RefSeq, a predicted model, not a curated record